This is a messenger RNA of Clarias gariepinus (North African catfish), 2600 nucleotides long. It is a transcript of the gene c9h1orf174, whose product is annotated as chromosome 9 C1orf174 homolog. The record is from RefSeq and is a predicted model, not a curated record. NCBI's taxonomy places the organism in Eukaryota, Metazoa, Chordata, Actinopteri, Siluriformes, Clariidae. The transcript is spliced from 2 exons. Bases 301 to 723 code for a protein of 140 amino acids.
AAAUAAUUAUUUUUUUAAAAGUCUCUAUGUUGAUGACACUGUAAAAUGGUGCACUGUCUCUUUAAAUGGUAUCGAUGUGAAAAGUUCAUGGCAGGUCUCAAUGUCAGCCGAGCACACACAAACACACACACACACCCUCCCUCUGCAGUGUUUCCGCCCGAGCAGCUCCGAGUCACUGUCAUGUAAACACUCCUCAAAGCAGUGUGAUCGGUAUAAUUAACCGAGCAGCGGCAGAGAAAGAGGGAAAACGAAGGAGAAGCGUCGCGCAGAGGUAAACUAAUCACCCAGCCAGGGCAGCAGAUGGCCGGAGACAGCGGGGAAGAAAGGAAGCGGCUGCCGAAGAGACUUACAUCCGGGCACAGAGCGGGGAGCGCGAGCGGCGGCGCGAGCGAGCCGGACAGGACUCAGGGCAGAGCGGGGAGCUGUGCGGAGCGCGGAGGCCGGAGAGAGCGAAGAGGGAAAGAGAACAGCGCGGGGAAAGCGAGGCCAAACCCGGAGAAGAUGGACGACGCGGAGUGUUGCGGAUCCGCCGACAGGGCAGACCCCGGCCUUUUCUUCGACGAGGACAGCAACCACAUUUUCCCAGUAGAGCAGUUCUUCGGAAACCUGGAUGCAGUUCAGGACAUUUCACACAGAUCUUCUGGCACAGAUGGAAUGAGCAGACGGGAGUACAGGAGGCGCCAUUACUUUGCCAAAGAGGACAGUGAUGAGGAGCGGACAUAACACACCAGCUGGGUUUAAGCUCUGACCCAUGCGUUGCAUGUACAUCUAUUGAAGAUUUGUGUGAUCAUGUGAUCAUUCGUUAUAUCGGCAGAGUCGUUAUGUAUAGGGGAACAAAGUUUCCUAAAGAGUGUGUAUGUGGGUUUAUCUAAUGUAAAAUAUAUAUAUAUAUAUAUAUAUAUAUAUAUAUAUAAUAUGAAAAUAUGAAAAAAAAAUCCUUUGUAAGCAGCUCUUGUGAGGGCAAAAUUUAAGGAAAUUUAAUGUAACUUAAAAACAAGAAUAUUUUCAAAGGAUUUUACUACAUCCGUAGGAUAUUUACCAGUUUUCCCGUCCAGUCUCAGUUCUACCAGCAUCCUGAGUGCACAAUAGAUAACUAUCAGUUUCAUUUCAGGGAUUAUCGUCAUAACAGUUAUCACAGUGAAGAAUGUUUGAGUAUUACACCAGCUUUUUUUUUUUUUUUUUCAGUGUUGCAGCUAAAAAAAUAGAGAGUUGAGGCCUUGAUAAAGAAUAUAUAUAAAAGAGUCUUUUGUAAAAAAAAAAAAACCUAAUGCACGUUUGGUUUUAAGAAGAUUUUUGUGCUUUGUUUUAGUAAAGUAAGUCUAAGUAGCACUGAUAGUUUAUUAAGGUUAGACUUGUUGAAAAAGUACAGGAGUUCUUGUGAUUAAAGUCUAAGAUGAAGUUUUAUGAAAGUUGAACUUGAACAAGAGGCACUUCAGUGCAACAGAAAGGUAAAUCAGAAGGCGGUUAAUCUGUGUAGAAUAUUGUUUUUGUUUUAAAAUGUAAAAGACGAUAAAGAUGGUGGACCCAUUGGUCUCCCGUCUAAGGUGUAUCUUGCUUCAGAUGAGGCUCCAAAUCCACAAUGACUCUGACGAAGGUAAAGCAUUUACAAAAUUCGAUAGCGUAUGAGUGAAUAAAAUAGUUUUUCCAUAAUAUUAUGAAGCACUUAAGUUAGAAACAUAAAUGGGAGCUCUGGUCCUUGUAUAGGCAGACUUUGAUGUGAUGAGACACACUUAAUAUGGACAGGAGGUUCAUUUUACAUGUCGUGUCAUGACAUGUCAAGUGCCUCAGACAGGAAAAAAAAAGUAAUUCUUAACUUUUAAUGACUGAAUAUUGCUGUUUAUUUUUUAAAUACCAGCUUGAUGGGUAUUUACAUUUGUUUGGAUAUUACAUUUACAUGCAUUAAUUAUAUUAUAUAUUUGUGUAUAUAUUUAUAUUUAACCAAGUAAAUGUUCUAUAAACUUGAAUGACAUUGUAAAUCUGAAAUUGCCAAGAGAUUCUAUUUAUAUACCGGGUGACCCAAAGUCUGGAUCCACAAACACAAAUGUAUUUAAAAUGGCAAAUUUUCAAAUUGAUGGCCUCUGAUGUUGUGGUACUUGUGUACACUCGGAAUACAAGAACUUUGAACAUUUCUUAAUGUAUUAGAAAAAAAGUGUCAUGUUAGGUCUGGCUUUAUUUGAUCUGGUGUUCAAAUAAAAUAAAUUGUUUUGUAGCCUUCUUGGAUCUUAUAUGAAAAAGAUUUAUAUCAGGAAAAAAGGCAAUGGGCCACCCUGUAUACAGUUUUGUUUAAAACAUUUGCACUAACUUUAUAAGCAAAGUUGUGACUUGUAAAAAAUUUUAUACACAUAAAAUGUCUGUGAAAAAUUAUAAGGUAACAUUCUUAUGUCUUGGUUUACGACGUCUCUAUUUUUGUAUUAAAAAAAGAUAAAUCUUUGUGCUAAUUUUGUUACCAAAUGCUUCAUUUAUAUAAUGUUAAUAUUUAAAUGUUAUAAACAUUCUAUAUUACUCUUCUUUACACUUUAAAAAGUAAAAUACUCUGUCCAGACAGUACAUGUUUGUUGAUUUAAAAACAGCAUGAAAUUAAAUGGAAGUGUUGUGGCUUA